Molecule: messenger RNA, 1876 nt
Organism: Rhododendron vialii
Lineage: Eukaryota; Viridiplantae; Streptophyta; Magnoliopsida; Ericales; Ericaceae
Product: heavy metal-associated isoprenylated plant protein 34-like
Exons: 3
Coding region: 250-1680 (476 amino acids)
Molecular function (GO): metal ion binding
Source: RefSeq, a predicted model, not a curated record
AUUGCCUAAAAUCUUAGCCUGACUAACCUCGGUACCAGUCCAAAGAUUAGUUCCCGUCCGCUGAGCCUUUGUUGGGGGUUGAAGACCCUACAAAAAGCAAGGACAGAUCUCUCCUCUUCAAAAAGCUAGAACAAAAAUAUCUUUGUCCCAUAGUUUCUACCCUUUACUCAACCCCUCUCCUCUUCACUUCAUUCUGCAGCUCAGAUCUCUCGUUUCUUCCAUCUCUCUCCGUAACAUAGAAAAAAAAGAAUGAGCAAACAAGACUUCAGAAAGCCUCAGCAGGCUUGUGUUCUCAGAGUGAGCAUACAUUGUGAUGGGUGUAAGCAGAAAGUGAGGAAGCUGUUGCGGAAAAUUGAGGGGGUGGAUUCAAUCAAAAUAGAUGCAGAACAGGGGAAGGUGACUGUGAUAGGAAAUGUGGAUCCAGCUACACUGGUAAACAAGCUUGAGAAGUCAGGGAAACAUGCAGAGCUAUGGGGAGGCCAAAGGGCUUCAAUUAACCAUCUCAACAACCAGUUUCAAAACAUGCAGAUUGAUUUUGGCUCAAAGGGUAAAAAAGACAUCAAGCCUCAAAAAGUUGGGAAGGACCACCAGCAAAAGGGUGGGAAACAAUUCCAACAGCUGAAGCCACAAGAAAAAGAGUCCAAAGGUUUCAAGUUUCCCCAAUUUUUCAAGAACACAAAGAAGCCCUCCAAAGAUAAGAAAUCUGUCAAGUUCAAUUUGAAACAUGGUCAUGAUCAUGAUCAUGAUGAGGGUGAGGAGGAUUGUUGUUCUGAUGAUUUCGAUGAGUUUGGUGAGGAUUUUGAUGAUGAUUAUGGGUAUGAUUUCCCACAGAAAACACCCACUAAGAAGAUACCAAUAAUGGGUAAUGGACAUGGGCCACAUGGGCCAAUGGGGAUGAUUAAUGGGCAUGUAAUGAGUGGACAGAAGGGUGGGGGAAAUAUUGCUGGGAAUGGCAAAAAAAGUGGUAGUUUUGAUCUGCCUAUUCAAAUGAAGGGGAUGCAUAAUGAUGGGAAGAAUGGCAAAGGCGGAAAGCAAGGUGGCGGUGGCGGUGGAGGAGGAAAUAACAAGGGAGGUCAUAAAAAUCAGGCUGGUAAAAAUGGUGGGGGGUUAGCAGGUGAGGGUAAAAAUGGUAAGGGGAAUAAUGAUAGUGUUUUUGUUGGUGGGAAGGAUGAUCAUAGUUGGGGACCUACUUGGGGUACUAAAGGAGGAGGAAAGAGUGAUGGGAGCCAUGUAAUGAGCAACAUGCAAUCUGAGUUCCAUGACAGGAAUAUCAAUGUCAAUCACCAAGGGUUAGGUGGGAGGAAUAUGGGUCAGAUGGGUCAAAUGGGUCAGAUGGGUAACAAUCCAAUGGGCCACAAUAUGGGUCAAAUGGGAAAUUAUCCAAUGGGUCAGAUGGGCAAUACUCAGGCAGUACAAGGACUACAGGCUGCCGCGAUGAGCAGCGGAUAUUAUCAAGGUAUGGGGCAAGGAAACCCUAAUUUCAACCAACAACAAUACAUGGCAAUGAUGAUGAAUCAGGCCCGGCCCAGCGGCAACAUGUACCCACAAAUGAUGUACGCCCGGCCACAACCGCCGAUGGGUUACGGGCCGUACGGGCCUCCAGCGGGGCCUCCGGCGGCAAACGAUAAUUUCACUCACAUGUUCAGUGAUGAGAAUACUGAGAGUUGCAGUAUCAUGUGAUGAGUAGUUCUAGUCUAGUUUGAUUUUGCUGUGUUGGGUUUGUGCCUCUCUAGUGGUGUGCUUCAUUUGUUCCAACAAAAUGAUGUUUGCAGCUGAGAAUGCCACAUGCCUAUUUUGCUUCUCUCCUUUCCUUUGUAAAAAAGGACAAUGUUAGUUUUCCUUAUAGACUGGGAAUUCAAUUAAGGGUAUUUUAGAA